AGGAGUUGUCGCUGACGUGAGACAAACUGUAAAAUGACUGUCGCGCCUCUUUUUCCAAGUGAUGACGCUAUGCAGAUCGCAGAGAUGAACUUCGCACUAAAUAUGCUCCGGCAAUCUCCUGUGUCUGAGCAAAUGGUAGUGUCUCCACUUUCGGUCAUUUUUGCUCUUGCUAUGGUCCAGCUAGGGGCAAGAGGACAAACAAAGGCGCAGAUCAAUCGGCUAAUUUCAAACGGCGCCAACGAUGAUGCCAUUGUAAACUUCUACUCGGAUCUUUUGAAAAAUAUCACCAACUUUUCGGAUGGAGUGCAAGCCAAAAUCGCAAAUGGAUUCUUUUUGGACAAGAAGAAGUUUUCGAUCAAAGAUGACUAUGCGAGCACAAUAACCAAAAGAUAUGCGGCGAUUUUGGACAACCGGAAAAAGCAGCUAAGGUUAUUGAUGACUUUGUCAGUACAAGAACAGAAGGAAAGAUCAAAAAUUGCAUAGCCGAAGAUGCAAUAAAUGAUGCAUCUUCUCUUAUUGUGAACGCUGUUUACUUCACAGCCGUUUGGUUGAAGAACUUUAAUCCCCAAUCUACAACAAAAGAUAUUUUUCAUCAUUCCGAGUUAAAGGAAGAAAAGAUAGAGUUCAUGAGGGAAUACAGUGUAUAUCGUUCAUAUGCAGAAAACGAUGAUGUUGAGGUGUUGUCACUGCCCUAUAGAGACACGUCUUAUGCCUUCAAUGUACUUCUGCCUAAAAAGAGAUCUGGUCUGCAGGAGCUUCGAACGAAAAUGAAUGGGUUCAUGAUCCGAAAUCUGCUCUCACAACUAAAAGCUGAGUUUUUGACG
Messenger RNA from Cylicocyclus nassatus, 824 nucleotides. Lineage: Eukaryota; Metazoa; Nematoda; Chromadorea; Rhabditida; Strongylidae. The record is from the annotation of a GenBank genome assembly.